Magallana angulata is the source of this 2703-nucleotide messenger RNA. Its product is annotated as allene oxide synthase-lipoxygenase protein-like. The record is from RefSeq and is a predicted model, not a curated record. Gene Ontology annotation, molecular function: metal ion binding; protein binding; oxidoreductase activity, acting on single donors with incorporation of molecular oxygen, incorporation of two atoms of oxygen. Gene Ontology annotation, biological process: lipid oxidation. The coding region runs from base 216 to 2207 and encodes 663 amino acids. Lineage: Eukaryota; Metazoa; Mollusca; Bivalvia; Ostreida; Ostreidae. The transcript is spliced from 15 exons.
UUUUGAUUCCUAAUUCAAUUUGUUUCCUGUUUUGAUUUGUAUACUUAACGGAUACAAAGAUCCUAUGAUCCCUUUGAGAGGUAUAGAAUCCUAUACUACGGCAUUGACUAUGAUCAGCUGAUAUCUUAACCCGGACGACCGUCAGUAAAGCUUCAUCCGCCAGUUAAAGCUUGGAUAUGUACGUACACACUAUACAUAUUCAAUUCUAGUUCAUAAUGACAACCUACGCAAUCAAGAUAAAGACAGGGGACAGGCUAGGCAGCGGUACAAACGCUAAUAUAGAAAUAGUUCUCUUUGAUGGCUCUGGAAAGCAUACGAAACCUGCCAAAUUAGACAACUGGUUCAGGGACGAUUUUGAGCGCGGCCAUCUGGAUGUAUUCACCAUCAAAGAUGAAACAGAUAUACCAGAGGUGACCGAGAUUAAGUUGCGAAGAGACACGGCAGGACGUUUCAGCGAUUGGUUCGUUGAUCAAAUAGAAGUGCUGAACAAGAACACUAAAAUCACAUCUAUUUUUCCAGUUCUCCGGUGGAUUCGUCCUAAAGUUGACCUGUUCAUUGGAAGACAUGAUACUUUUCUACCGCAAUUUGAUCCUAGACCUCAACAGAGAAAUGCUGAACUUCAAGAGAAGAGAACGCUUUAUGAAUAUGAGGAAAGGAUUCCCGGUCUACCUGUACAGAUAAAAAAUGUUCCUGAGGACGAGGAGUAUUCGAUAUCCAGAAAGUGGGAUAUUGCAACUAAAAUACUAAGACUGCGUGCGGAGAAAGGCUUGGAUAGAAUCUUUGGCUGUGGUCGUUGGGAAACAUUUGACGAUUUAACUAGUGUCUACUCAAGUUAUUUUGAACGCCCAAAGGCAGUGGAUGAUUGGAAAAGGGAUGAAAGUUUUGGCUGGCAACGAUUAAACAGCGUCAAUCCAAACCUGGUUUAUCUAUGCACAGAAAUACCCACCAAAUUUGGAGUGACAGAAGAUGAUAUAGCCUCUUUUCUCGAGGGAUUGACUAUCUCUGAAGCCAUCUCAGAGAAACGUCUUUUUCUUAUUGAUCUCGAAAUACUAGACGGAGUGACGUGCUUCAAGGAAUGUGUCUGCCCAGCUCCCAUCGCUCUAUUCUUUGUUAACGACAAGGGACAACUUGUGCCGGUAGCUAUCCAACUGUUCCAGCAGAAAGGUCCCGACAACCCGGUUUUUCUCCCCAGUGAUCCACCAUAUAUCUGGUUAUUUGCAAAAAUGUGGUACAAUGUCGCUGAUACUAGCUAUCAUCAAUCUAUAUCCCACUUAGGAUGCACCCAUUUAUUAAUGGAAGGGAUUUGUAUAGCAUCAAAUAGAUGUCUUUCGCCAUCACACCCAAUGUUUAAACUGUUGGCGCCUCAUUUUCUCUACCAUAUUGCCGUAAACGAUCAUAGCCUAGGCUCGUUAAUAGACGCAGGGGGCAUUUUUGACACUACCAUGGCUAUUGGGCAUGCUGGUGCGUUAGAGCUUAUAAUAAAGGGAGUUCGUAAAUGGAGGAUGAAUGUUGAUGGAAUUUAUCCAGAACUAUUGAAGAGCAAAGGGGUAUAUUGCAAAGACGGAUCAAUUCUUCCAACUUUUUACCAACGUGACGAUAUGCUUACGCUAUAUGAAGCUAUUCAUGGCUACGUAACCAAAUACGUCAAUCUUUACUAUGACACUAGUGACAAAAUCAUUGGUGAUAACGAAAUCCAAACCUUUGGACAAGAGUUGACCAAAUCCAAGUCGGAUGGAGGCUGUGGUAUUUUAGGCGUACCCUUUAAAAAUGGGAGGUUCACUUCAGCUGAACAGCUUACAAUCGUCUUCACUAGUAUCAUAUUUACGAGUACUGUUGUACAUUCGGCAGUUAACACUGCUCAGUACGAUACUUAUGGAUUUCCACCAAACUAUCCAACAAGACUUGACGGAGCACCGCCAAAAAAUAAAAGCCCACUAACAGAGGAAGAUAUUGUAAAGUGUGUGGUAGAUAGGGAAACAACCAUAGAAGUCAUCUCCCUCGCUGUAAUUCUCAGCGAAAAAAUUAAAAAUGCUCUGGGAGACUUCGAAGUCAACUACACAUAUGACCCAGCUGCAGUGAAGAUUGUAGAGGAGUUUAGGAAGGAAUUGAAAGAUAUCGGUCAAAACAUCAAUCACAGAAAUGAGAAACUGGAACGAAAAUUUGAAUACCUCCACCCAGAAGAAAUUCCAAACUCCGUAAGCUUAUGAGUUUAAAGCUUUUGUAAUCCUUAUACAUGCACCGGAAGAAAAGAUCAGAUUGGUCAAUUUCAGCUGGAUGUUGCUAUUUUUCUACCUGAAUUGACUUUUAUAAUUUAUCAGGAACAAUAUCGAUUAAAGGUGUUUCUUAUGUUUCGGGUUUUUAAAAAAAAUCUUAAAGCAUUGUUAAAUAAAACACACCGUACAAUAAAAAGGUAUGUCAAUGUUCAUAUCAAUAUCAACCUAUGUUUUAAAUAUUUCAUUAUGCACAAUAUUUACCUUCACUUACAUAUUUUUUAUUUUUAAAGAUAAUUAUACAACCGUUUUGGAAGACUAAUAUCAAAAUUAAAAUGUUAAAUUAACUACAAAUGUAGUUCAUAAUCUGAUAAUAACUCAAAUUUAUUCAUUGUAUUGAUUUUUUUUCAAACUACAACAAUCUGUUCUUAUUGGUUACAUUUAUAACUAUGAGAUACAUGUAUCAAUAUGCUACACAUGAUAUACAUGUUAA